AUGAAUCAAACAAAACCAAGAACAAAGAGAAGGGAAUACCCAUCAGCCCAACUAAGUGGGUCUUACUAUGAUUCAUCUAACGCUCAACCAGUUCCCAAUCCUAAUGUGUCUAAUUCUCAAGAACCACAAUAUGAGACUAACACAGAGGGGAACAUGUUACAGCCAGCAAUGGUUUCUUUAAUGCGGCCGGACGUGAAUAGUCUCCAUUCCUCUAUCUCACAAAUUAAACAGCCGGCAUAUGUGCACACACUCGUCCCCUCUACUGAUGAUAAAAUUGGUGAAGCCGAUUAUAUGUUUAGCAGUAUGACUGUUAUUCCAAGGCUGCGGUCUACUUUUGAGAAGCUUCAUGCACCUUUAUCUAUUACUCUUCGACCCUUUAAUCCGAUGCAUGAGGAAACAGUACAUCAUAUACAUGGAGCCGAGUUGUUUCGUUGCCGAUGGUGCGGUGCCUUCAUAACAUCGUUUGUUGAAUUCAACGCGGACCGAACAACUUUUUUGUGCUCAGCUUGUGCUUUAGAAAACAAAAUUCCUAAUGCUGCAAACUUAAGUGGAAUCUCAUGCGUUCAACCAAACCCAAAUCUUCAAUAUACGUUAGCAGAGUAUACCGGUAUACGAAACGGAAGAGCUUUAUAUUCCAGGGCAAUGCGACCUCCAACAUUCGUAUUUAUCAUUGACGUAACACUACAGGCAACUCAAGUUUCAGUACUCCAUGUCUUAAAAGAUGCCAUUAGCAGCUCAAUUAACGAUUUAAAAGAGUCUUUUCGUUUGGUUUCUGUUGCCUUCAUUUUGGUAGCCGAUAACGUAAGUUUGCUUGUACCCACAACAAAAGACACUCUUGAACAAAUUGUUCUUCCAGAUCUUGACGAUUUUUUCUUACCUUAUCCGGUGGAACAUUUUCUGCUUGAUCUAAAUACGCAGAGUAAAGCGAUUGCUUCAUUUCUAAAUAACCUCCCCUCUUUCGGAACCACAUCAAGUAGCUUAUGUUUGGGAAAUGCGUUAGAAGCGUGCAAAGAACUACUUUCAAACGGAGGCGGAAAAACUCUCUGUUUCUUGUCAAGUUUGCCCAAUCUUGGAUCAUCAGCUCUCGCUGUCCGAGACAGUGUUGCUACCUUGAAUUCCGUAGAGGAAUCAAACAUUUUACUACCCAAAACUGACUACUACAAAAACAUUGCCCUUGAUUUCGCAGAUCAGUACAUAUCUAGUGAUCUUUUCGUUUUUGGAGCAAGUUAUCAUGAUGUGAAAACACUUGAGGCUUUGCCUCAACUUACUGGUGGGAAACUACACUGUUAUUUUGAUUGGAAUGCUGCAACAGACAACUGUACUGACGCUUUACACAAAGACUUGCGCUUUUCUUUAACGAGCUUAAAUGCUCUAGGAUGUCUCAUUACAGUCACUCCCCCUAAGAACAUUAAACUACACUGUGUUCAUGGAAAUGUCUAUCGUAGAGCAAUUAACAAAUGCUCUAUCCCUUAUGUCUCGUGUGAUCAGACAGUCGUUUUUGAAUUCGAGUUUGAAGGAUCAUUAAAUCCCAAGCAGUUUGCUACCUUUCAGAUUCAACUACUUUAUACAUCCCCAUACACUGGUCAAAAGACACUCCGGUUGUUCACUUACGCUGCAGCUAUAAAUGAGGAUAUGCUAUCUCUAUAUUCUGGAAUGGAUUCCUUUCCGCUAUUUCACAAUUAUUUAGAAACGUCUUUUGCAGAAACUCAGUCCAAAGCACUUACCGACAUACGAACAAUGCUGUCACAUAGAUUGUGUGACUUUUUUAACGCUUACAAAAAGAAUACUCAGCUUAGACACCCUUUUUCAUCCAUCGUUGUCCCCAACGCAAUUCAGAGAUUUCCUCUGCUUAUUCAUGCUUUACUUAGAAACACAGCAUUAAGAUAUGCCACUAAUAUUCCGUCAGAUUUUCGGUCAUGUUUGUGGUUUCACCUUUCUACAGCAACUUUGAAGCGUUUGCGCUUUUUAAUAUAUCCUUUAUGUGUUUCUCUUAUUGAAUUCUCGAAAAAUGACUUUACAACUCCUCAUCCUGUUCCAUUACUCUUUGAAUGUAUGAGGAGUGAUAAUGCAUACCUUCUUUUUGAUGGGAUUUCACUUUAUUUGAUCGUUCGAAAAGAUGUCACACCCGACGUUUUGGUUUCUGUUCUACAAAAGGACGUUAUCCCUGAAGUAUUUGGUGGAAAAGUUAAUUUUUCGCUUAAGAGCAUCAAAUUUGUACAGCAAAUUGAUGACUUUGUUCAUAAGGUUAUUGAUGAAGCUAUGUGCACUUCUUUACCUAAUGUAAUUGUUGUUAGAGAGAGUAACACAUCCUCACUUUGGAACUGGAUUAGACAGAGUCUUUUGGAAUCAUCCUUUAAACUUUUUCCUGGUUACUCCAAUUUUCUCCAAUUACUGGACACCCAAAAAGUUAACUUUCGAAAUUCCCAUUCAUCCUAA
Molecule: messenger RNA, 2436 nt
Organism: Schizosaccharomyces japonicus yFS275
Lineage: Eukaryota; Fungi; Ascomycota; Schizosaccharomycetes; Schizosaccharomycetales; Schizosaccharomycetaceae
Exons: 4
Coding region: 1-2436 (811 amino acids)
Biological process (GO): endoplasmic reticulum to Golgi vesicle-mediated transport; intracellular protein transport
Cellular component (GO): COPII vesicle coat; endoplasmic reticulum membrane
Molecular function (GO): zinc ion binding
Source: RefSeq, a predicted model, not a curated record